This is a messenger RNA of Pelobates cultripes (western spadefoot toad), 492 nucleotides long. The record is from the annotation of a GenBank genome assembly. NCBI's taxonomy places the organism in Eukaryota, Metazoa, Chordata, Amphibia, Anura, Pelobatidae.
AUGAAACAGCUGUACGACACGACUAGGAAACUGUCUUGGAAGUACAGCAAACCAGAACGACCCGUCAAGGACAAGGAGGGAAAGGUCAUCACAGGACUAGUGCAGCAGAUGAAUAGAUGGUCUGAACACUUUGAGGAACUCCUGAACAGACCAGCACCACCAAAUCCACCAGACAUCAACCCAGCCAACGAAGAUCUCGCCAUCAACUGUGGCAAGCUGACUAGAGAAGAGAUCGGGAAGGCCAUCACCUUGAUGAAGAAUGGAAAGGCAGCUGGACCUGAUGACAUACCAGCAGAGGCCCUGAGAGCAGACCUGAAAUCAUCGGUGGAGAUACUGUACCAACUCUUCGAGAAGAUCUGGGAGGAAGAAGAAAUACCGACUGACUGGAAGAAAGGGUAUCUAAUCAAGCUUCCAAAGAAAGGUGAUCUCAGCAACUGUAACAACUACAGAGGUAUCACACUCCUGUCAGUGCCAGCAAGGUCUUCAACCUGA